AUGGUGAUUACAUCUUCUAGAACCAGAUCGAGCGGUCCGGUGUUACGCUCGGUGUCACCGUCCGGUCGUUUUUCCGGUGUGUAUUCGAAGGGUGCUCCGUCGUCUUCAGGUUUCGCUUCUUCCACAAGCUCGAGUUUCUCCUCGUCUUCAGCUUUUUUCAGCAACCACCAUCAGCAACAACACCACAGAUCUGCAUCUCCGACGCGUGUGAAUCUGUUCACAUCAGCUCCGUUAAAGCAAUCGUUUCGUUAUUCGAUCGAUAACAGAUCUAUAUCACCGAAUCGAUCAAUCGCUGUUUCGAAGCAAAGCAGUCAUAAGAUUCCAGAUUCAAGGAGGAGAUGUAUGUGUUCUCCAACGACACAUCCUGGUUCGUUUCGAUGUAGUCUACACAAAAACGUUGCGAAUCCACACGGUCAAGGCGCAGUGACGUAUCCAACUAACAGUUUGAAUAUGCGUAGAUCUGCUAUGACGAAUUCUCUGGUGAGAAUCGGUGGUGUAGAAGGUGAAUGGGUGAGGAGAGCUUUGACUACGUUGAUUCGACCUUCGUCACAUCAGCUCAAGAGACGAUCUGCUUAUCAGCCUCGUCCUAGUCGACUCUCGUCCAUGUCGAAAGCAGAAGUAGAUCAUCUUUGA
Molecule: messenger RNA, 633 nt
Organism: Arabis nemorensis
Lineage: Eukaryota; Viridiplantae; Streptophyta; Magnoliopsida; Brassicales; Brassicaceae
Source: the annotation of a GenBank genome assembly